UGCGAAAGGAGCCGGCGUCCGGCCUUGGCCUUCGCCCUGCGCGCGACUGAGCGCGGCGGGACGGUCCAUUGUGUUGGCCCGAGAGGUAGGGGUGGGCGUGGCGGAUCCACGUCCUCGCCGAGCCUUCCCGGGCGCACACCACUUUCGUCCCCAGGGACUGCAGUGCUGAGAAUGAGCGGAGACGGGAACCCGGCCAGCAUGCCCACCCCUGUGCAGGACGUGCAGGGCGACGGGCGCUGGAUGUCUCUGCACCAUCGAUUCGUGGCGGACAGCAAAGACAAGGAACCCGAAGUCGUCUUCAUCGGAGACUCCUUGGUCCAGCUAAUGCACCAGUGUGAGAUCUGGCGGGAGCUCUUCUCUCCCCUGCAUGCACUGAACUUUGGCAUCGGUGGUGACAGCACACAGCACGUACUCUGGCGGCUCGCGAAUGGGGAGCUGGAUCACAUCCGGCCCAAGAUAGUGGUUGUCUGGGUGGGCACCAACAACCACAGCCAUACAGCAGAGCAGGUGACGGGUGGCAUCAAAGCCAUUGUACAACUGGUGAAUAAGCUGCAGCCUCAGGCACGGGUGGUUGUGCUGGGCCUGCUUCCGAGGGGCCAGCACCCCAACCCACUUCGGGAGAAAAACCGGCAGGUAAACGAGCUGGUCCGGGCGGCGUUGGCUGGCUGCCCCCGAGCCCACUUCUUAGAUGCGGACCCUGGCUUUGUACACUCUGACGGCACCAUAAGCCACCAUGACAUGUACGAUUACUUACACCUGAGCCGCCUGGGGUACACACCCGUCUGCCGCGCCCUGCACUCCUUGCUACUUCGUCUCCUGGCUCAGGACCAGGGCCAAGGCACCCCUCUGCCAGAGACCACACCCUAAGCAUCCUUCCUUCCCAUGACAUUAAAUUCUCCUCCUUCUGCCUCUUGUGUCUUGCUUUAUA
Messenger RNA from Acomys russatus (golden spiny mouse), 928 nucleotides. RefSeq names its product platelet activating factor acetylhydrolase 1b catalytic subunit 3 (gene Pafah1b3). NCBI's taxonomy places the organism in Eukaryota, Metazoa, Chordata, Mammalia, Rodentia, Muridae. The record is from RefSeq and is a predicted model, not a curated record. Bases 172 to 867 code for a protein of 231 amino acids. The transcript is spliced from 5 exons.